UCUUCAGCAGUUGGCGCCACAGGAAGCUGCCGGGUGGGGGUUCAGUGCUGCUGCCUCCCCUCCCCUCCCCUCGUGGGAGGCUUUACAUUCUUUACUUUACUUCCCCGUGACGCCUACGGCAGGUACAGGCUGAGGGUGGACUCCCAGAUCCUCAUAACCCACCUCCAUUUGUUUUCUCCUCUCCUUGCUGACCCCUGCUGCCUGCUGCUCAAUAUUGAUGAAGACAACCAUAAAAAGCCGGUGGCUUAGAAAGAGGAAACUGGGCAGAGUUGAGCCACUCUGUGGUUAGCCUGGCUCAUGUGUCCCUUGAAACCCUGGUUGUGUGACAUGGGAGCUGCAAGAGCUGUUAACAAAGCCAGUUACCUACCUGAGCAAGAAUCGGGAACUCAUGGGCUCUGAGCCCAAGCCAUAUGCCCAGCCCCUGGACUCUGCAGCUGCAGCCUCAACCACCAAGGGUAGCUGUGGACCCAGGAAACCUGAGAAUCCAGAUUUCUUCUCAACUGUGGAAGAUGAGCAGGAAGAUGGUUUUCUGAGGCACCUCAGCGAGAGCACAGAAGACUUCAGCCUGGAUAUGGGAGCCCUUCAGGGCAGCGAGUACCUCCGGGAUCUAGGCUUAGGGGCCCCUUCUGACCUCCAUCAGUCUGAAGUGAUUAUGGACCCUGAGACCCACAGACAAGAAGCCAGAAGAGAGUCCUCCCACACAAGCUGUGAAGGAGCUUCGGCCCUGCCACAAAGACGCAGCUGGGAGAGGUCCCGGAGCUGCUCAGGGAGCUGUCGAAGGCUCAGCCUUGAUGCCUCCACGGUGGACAAAGGGGCCUGUCUCCCCCGGACUCUGGCUAGCCUUGCUCUGAAUCUGUCUGGAAAUGGGCAGAAGAUUUGGACCCAAGGAUGCUUACCUGUCAGUGGGACACCAGCACCCUCAAGCAAGGAAUGUAGCAGCCCUGAGAAAAGGCUAAGAUCCAAGUCAGUGCCUGUGUCCUGUGAGAUCAGCUGUAUGGAACUGGCUUCAGACUCAGAUGUGUGCACAUCACCUGUACAAGGCCUUGAACCCCCGGUGCUGGAGUGUUUGGAAAAGGACCAUGUGGAGCCAGAACAUGUGUUGAUAGUACAACAGGUGCUUCAGGAGCUGAGGCAGUAUCAUGGGGCCCGUCAGCGAGCUCGCAUGUCCACCAGCCCUGGAGGAGCCCACUCCAACCUCACCUGGUUUGAGUUCCUGUCUGAGAGCGAGGAUGGUGCGUGCAAGAUUGAGAAGCCCGGCAAGAGCACCAGAGUGAAGCGCAGCCUGAGCUCCCUCCGCAGCAGGGUCACGAGGCAGAAGGAGAAGGGGAAGAGUCCAGCACAUCUAAAAGAUAAGACUCAGGAUCUUCCAGGGAAGCGGGAGUGUGUCAAUGGGCACCAGCUGAUGCGAGGAACCUUCUCGGGCCACUCCAGCUGUCCUCUGUGUGGCGAACCUUUGCUGAACUCAGCCUCCCUGAAGGAGCACCCUCGGACCACACUUCUGUCUGAUGGCAGCAGCCCAGCUCCUUCCAGGAAUGUCGGCAUGACCAUCUCUCAGAAAGGGGGUCUCCAGCCAACACCGAGCCCAGCUGGAUCUGGGGUGCGACUUGGACCAAUUGCUGGAGACAUGGAUGAAGCUGACUCCGUGUUUUUAAAGUUGAAGCAGACGGCAGACGACUCUCUGUCACUCACAUCCUCGAAUGCUGAGUCUGUUUUCAUAGAAGACCCUUACAUUGCUUCACUGAGGUGUGAGAUCGAAUCAGAUGCACAUGAGUUUGAGGCCGAGUCCUGGAGCCUCUCUGUGGAUUUAGCAUAUGCCAAGAAACAGAAGAAGGAGGUGGUAAAGAGACAGGACGUCCUAUAUGAGCUGAUGCAGACAGAGGCUCAUCACGUGCGCACACUAAAGAUCAUGCUGAAAGUAUACUCCAGAGCCCUGCAGGAAGAGCUGCAAUUCAGUGGCCAGGCAGUCAGCCGUCUGUUUCCGUGCGCUGAUGACUUACUGGACAUGCACAGCCAUUUCCUUGCCCGCCUUAAGGAGCGCCGGCAGGAGUUCCUAGAGGAGGGCAGUGAUCGGAAUUACGUCAUCCAAAAGAUCGGAGACGUCCUGGUUCAGCAGUUCUCAGGAGAAACCGGGGAGAGAAUGAAGGAGAAAUACGCUGUGUUCUGUAGUGGCCACAAUGAUGCAGUCGGUCAGUACAAGCUAUUGCUGCAGCAAAGCAAGAAGUUUCAAAACUUAAUCAAGAAAAUUGGCAACUUUUCCAUUGUGCGAAGGCUGGGAGUGCAGGAGUGCAUCCUUCUGGUCACACAGCGCAUAACCAAGUACCCGGUGCUUGUGGAACGCAUCAUCCAGAACACAGAAGCUGGCACUGAGGACUACAAGGACCUGAGCCAAGCCCUGAGCCUCAUCAAAGACAUCAUCUCACAAGUGGACGCCAAAGUCAGUGAGUAUGAGAAGGACCAGCGCCUCAAGGAGAUUGCAGCCAAGACGGACCAGAAGUCGUCUGGCAAACUCAAAAACGGGCUAACCUUCCGAAAGGAGGACAUGCUGCAGCAGCGCCAGCUCCACCUGGAAGGCGCCCUCUGCUGGAAGUCCACCUCAGGGCGCCUGAAAGAUGUCCUCGCUGUCCUGCUGACCGAUGUGCUUUUGCUGCUGCAAGAAAAAGAUCAGAAAUAUGUCUUUGCUUCUGUGGACUCAAAGCCACCCGUCAUCUCUCUGCAAAAGCUCAUCGUGAGAGAGGUAGCCAACGAGGAGAAGGCCAUGUUCCUGAUCAGCGCCUCCAUGCAGGGGCCAGAGAUGUAUGAGAUGUACACCAGCUCCAAAGAGGACAGGAACAUCUGGAUGGCCCACAUCCGCCGGGCCGUGGAGAGCUGUCCUGACGAGGAGGAGGACGUUUUCAGUGAGGCUGAGGAGAAAAAGAUAGCUGAAGCCCGCACCAUGAAACUCCAGGAAUUUCAAGAGCGACUGAGCCUGAAAGACCAGCUGAUUGCCCAGAGCCUUCUGGAGAAACAGCAGAUCUACCUGGAGAUGGCUCAGCUGAGUGGGCUGGAAGAGUCAGCCCAGAACCGAGGCCUCUUCCGAGGAGGAGGAGACCCCUCUGAGACCCUGCGGGGGGAGCAGAUUCUCAGAUCGGCCAUGAGUGAGAUUGAGGGCAUCCAGAGCCUGAUCUGCCAGCGGCACCUGGGCAGCACCAGUAGCCAAGUGGAGGAGGGAAGUGUCUCUGCAGGCCUGCCUCGGCGGGCUGAGACCUUCGGGGGCUAUGACAGUGUGGGAAGCCCUAGCAAGGGUGGCAGCUUUAAAAGGAAGGUAUCCAACAGUGACCUCAGGCCCCAAGACUGGCAGGGACCUGCUAGCAGCCCAGACUCCAGGCCCUGUGACAACAGCGCCCCCAGUGGCUGCUGUGAGGAAUCGCCACAGGCUGUGGAGAUGCCUAGCACAGAGAGCCUGCCCACUGUCCUGGAAUUAGAGACCAAUUUGGCUUUCUCUCUGCAGCUGGUCCACCGGGUCCAGACACUGUCGCAGUUGCUUCUUAGUCUCCAGGCGGUCAUCGCUCAACAGGAUAGCUAUGUGGAGAUGCAAAGAACGGCCAUCCAGGAGCGCGAGAAGCAGUUCCGGCUGCAGUCAACACGUGGGAACCUGCUGCUGGAGCAAGAGCGGCAACGCAACUUUGAGAAGCAGCGUGAGGAGCGCGCCGGUGUGGAGAAGCUGCAAAGCCAACUUCGCCAGGAGCAGCAGCGAUGGGAGCGGGAGCGGGCACGCCAGCAGCAGGAACUGGAGCUGGCCGGUGCGCGACUGCAGGAGCGAGAGGGCGAGGCACGCCAGAUGCGCCAGCGGCUGGACCAGGAGCGCACCGAGCUAGAGCGACAGCGCCAGGCCUACCAGCAUGACCUGGAGCGUCUGCGUGAGGCCCAGCGAGCAGUGGACCGUGAACGUGAGCGCCUGGAGCUGCUGCGCAGGUUCAAGAAACAGAACACUGUACCAGGGGCACUGCCCCCGGAGGUGCUGGCAGAGGCCCAACCUGCAAGCCACCCUCCCAGCUUCAAUGGCGAUGGGCUGGAGGGGCACUCGGCCCCAGCCAAAGCACCAGGAACCCAAGGGAGCGCGAUGCUACAUGGCACAGGACCUGACAACGUAGAGCGACCCGAGGUGGCCCGCUGGGACAGUGCCCCCCCUGAGAGCCGGCCAGCCAAGAGCGAUGUGCCCAUCCAGCUACUCAGUGCCACCAAUCAGAUUCAGAGGCAGACAGCCGUGCAACAGCAGAUCCCCACCAAGCUGGCCGCCUCCACCAAGGGUGGCAAGGAGAAGGGCAGCAAGAGCAGGGGUUCCCAGCGUUGGGAGAGCUCAGCGUCCUUCGACCUGAAGCAGCAGCUGCUCCUCAGCAAGUUCAUAGGCAAGGAUGAGAGUGCAUCACGGAACCGCCGUUCACUGAGUCCCGUCCUGCCUGCCGCCCAUGGGUCUGCACCUGCCUCAGACCCCUGCUUCCCAGCCCCAAGCCCGGCCCCAGCUGCCACACCCCCCGAGGCCUUCAAGUUCGGAGGCACAUCACUACCACCUGUCUCCCCAGCUUCCUCGCUGCCAACCACACCACUCGCCACCACAGAUGAAGUUAGUAAGGAAGAUGUCAUCUUCUUCUGAGGGGCCAUGGCCCCAAGGGCAGACCCCUUUCUGUCCUGAUACCCUUUAUGUCUCUGGGGAUCCUAUGGGUGACUGUACUGUCUGGCCGUCCCCUUCCCCUGCACAAGCACAGCCAGGCACUUGUUCCCUUGAGAUUGCCCAAAUGGUAUGCCUUGAGUCUCACAGCUCGCUAUAGAUUUAGUGGCAAAACAUGGGUAGCCCCCUUGAACACACAUACAUACAUGCAUAUAUAUGUAUAUGUGUGUGUGUAUAUAUAUAUAUAUUAUAUAUAUAUGUAUGUGUAUAUAUGCUCAAAGUUCUUUUAAGUUGAAGGUGGAACCCCCCAGAGGUAUAAAGCCCAAGACUUGGGAGCCAGCCAGGAGACAGAGCAGGGCAGGCAGGUCUGAGAAGAUACCGGCUCCAGGGGCAGACUCCAUAACCCCCAGGAAUCUCUGAAUUAAACUGAGUCAUUUUGCACCAGAAGGCACUAGAAUCACCCAGAGUCCAGCGAAUCUCCACUUCCAAAGCAGCAACUGGCACUGGCCACAGCCUUGACCAGAAAAUGGCCUGGGCAACUCCAGAGGAUACAGAAAGACUCAGGCAGCCCCGGGCAAUCCAUGGAGCAAUGGACUGGAUCUGCGGGUUCAGAAAUCAAUCUGAUGAGGGGUUACCAACUGUCACUCCUUGCAGUAGGCUGGGGUCUUCCCAACUCUGCUUCUCAGGGGGCACCUGCCAUGUCCGCCCAUCCACCUUACCUGGGAUGCAGAACCCCAGUUUCAGCAGGGCAGCACAGACCGUGUUUGAUCGCUGUGAAAUGAGCAGAUUUUUCCUGGUCCUGUCAGUGUUCUCACAGAAAAGCAGAGCUAACACAUUCAGGGACAUGUGGAGGAAUAGCCUAGUGACAUUGCCGGUGAGUAGCCACAGAUGGCCAUCUUGGUACCACCUCAGCCUGUGCAGGAGUCGGGACAGCAGCUGGUCUUCUGGUCUGGUCUUGUUCCUAGACCUGGGCAGGUCUGAGUUCCAGGUCUACCACAUUUAGACCUGGCUGAGGUCCAGAAUCAUCCCUUAGCCAGGUUUCCCUGCUAUACCCUACCCUGAAGUACUAACAACAGGCAGGACCAAGUCCUACGCUUAUGGUUCUUAGUCUCCAGAGCCCAUCGUCCUAAGAAACCACUACAAAGACCCUGCCCUGUGAUACUUAGGUAGACAGUACCUUAGAUGGUCUGCAGACUGCCAGGCCAUCCCCACCUCUGUGGAACAGGGAAGUGUCAGAGGCUGCUGGCAUGAGCAAGAGCCCUCCAGAGCCAAGACCUAAGCACUCAUGAGCUCAGGGAGCGACUGUGGGCGUAGUUACCAAGAAUCCAACCGCGAGCUAGUAAGACAACAGGGUGCUGAAAGUGGUGGUCUCUGACGACUUCCGGGUGCCAGGAAUGGAGCAGGGUCCCCCUUGUCCUCAUCCCUAGGCCUAUGGACCCCAGCACCCGAAUAGCUCUUACUCUUGUCCUUCUGUUUCUAUCUUGUGUCCGGAGUGUGUCUAUAUCUUCCAGACCUCAUUGUGCCAUGUUGCUAAUCAGUGUUUUGUGGUUUGUUUUGUUGGUUUGGGUUUUGUUGUUGUUGUUGUUUUGUUUCUGUUUUUGUACUGAGAUGUAUCUGAGCACUUUAGAAAAGCUGACUUUUAAGUUCCCACUCUGUGAAGAGAACAUUCCAGUACCUAACAAGAGCUGGGUGGGCUCACCACCAGACACCAUGACUUUUUGGAUUUAGAAGUUCAAAUGGUUUCCACUUGGCCCUGGGAAGGAUUCAGUGUAUCCCCCACCAGGUGGCCAGGUGGUUCUCAGCUGUGUACUGUAAACAGUAGGACAGUGUCAUCAGUUACCUGUCACCAGCAGCCAUGGGUCCCUUCCUGGCAGAUCUCAUUUGUGAAGAUGGUGAGCCAGCAGCAUUCAAUCUCCCUUGUCAAUCGUGUCCAUGAUCUUCGCCUACCCCUGAUUAUUUUCACAGCGAUAGCAGAGCAUCCUGGCAACAGGGUAUUCUGGAACCACGCUAGAACUUGUGACCAGAUUCUAGCAAUAAAAUUAUCCAGAGCA
Messenger RNA from Mus musculus (house mouse), 6696 nucleotides. It is a transcript of the gene Arhgef18, whose product is annotated as Rho/Rac guanine nucleotide exchange factor 18. The record is from RefSeq and is a predicted model, not a curated record. The transcript is spliced from 29 exons. Gene Ontology annotation, biological process: small GTPase-mediated signal transduction. Gene Ontology annotation, cellular component: cytoplasm; cytoskeleton; apical plasma membrane. NCBI's taxonomy places the organism in Eukaryota, Metazoa, Chordata, Mammalia, Rodentia, Muridae. Gene Ontology annotation, molecular function: guanyl-nucleotide exchange factor activity. Bases 389 to 4630 code for a protein of 1413 amino acids.